This is a messenger RNA of Oryza sativa Japonica Group (Japanese rice), 2191 nucleotides long. NCBI's taxonomy places the organism in Eukaryota, Viridiplantae, Streptophyta, Magnoliopsida, Poales, Poaceae. The record is from RefSeq and is a predicted model, not a curated record.
UCCACCCAAUCCUUCCCACCCCACUUCAUCACAAGCCAAACAGCCCAACUCCCGAGCUCGAGCCACACAAGCAAAACCACAAACACCUUGUGUCCGCCAUGGCAAUGGCCACCGCCACCGCCUCCUCCUGCGUCGACGCCACGUGGUGGGCGUACGCCCUCCCGGCGCUCCUCGGCGCCGACACCCUCUGCGCCCACCCGGCGCUGCUCGCCGGCGCCGUCCUCCUGGCCUUCGCCACCGCCGCGGUGCUCGCCUGGGCCGCGUCCCCCGGCGGGCCGGCGUGGGCGCACGGCCGCGGCCGCCUCGGCGCGACGCCCAUCGAGGGGCCCCGGGGGCUCCCCGUGUUCGGCAGCAUCUUCGCGCUCUCCCGGGGCCUCCCGCACCGCGCGCUCGACGCGAUGUCGCGCGACGCGGCGGCGCCACGGGCGAGGGAGCUCAUGGCGUUCUCCGUCGGGGAGACGCCGGCGGUGGUGUCGUCGUGCCCGGCGACGGCGAGGGAGGUGCUCGCGCACCCGUCGUUCGCCGACCGCCCGCUGAAGCGCUCGGCGCGGGAGCUGCUGUUCGCGCGCGCCAUCGGGUUCGCCCCCAGCGGCGAGUACUGGCGCCUCCUCCGCCGCAUCGCCUCCACCCACCUCUUCUCCCCUCGCCGCGUCGCCGCGCACGAGCCGGGGCGCCAGGCCGACGCCACGGCGAUGCUGUCCGCCAUGGCCGCCGAGCAGUCCGCCACCGGCGCCGUCGUGCUCCGCCCCCACCUCCAGGCCGCCGCGCUCAACAACAUCAUGGGCAGCGUGUUCGGCCGGCGCUACGACGUCUCCUCCUCCUCCGGCGCCGCCGCCGACGAGGCCGAGCAGCUCAAGAGCAUGGUGCGCGAGGGGUUCGAGCUCCUCGGCGCGUUCAACUGGUCCGACCACCUCCCAUGGCUCGCCCACCUCUACGACCCCAACCACGUCGCCCGCCGCUGCGCCGCGCUCGUCCCCCGCGUCCAGGCGUUCGUCCGCGGCGUCAUCCGCGACCACCGCCUCCGCCGCGACUCCUCCUCCACCGCCGCCGACAAUGCCGACUUCGUCGACGUCCUCCUCUCCCUCGAGGCCCACGAGAACCUCGCCGAGGACGACAUGGUCGCCGUCCUCUGGGAGAUGAUAUUUCGUGGGACGGACACGACGGCGUUGGUGACGGAGUGGUGCAUGGCGGAGGUGGUGAGGAACCCGGCGGUGCAGGCGAGGCUGAGGGCGGAGGUGGACGCGGCGGUGGGCGGCGACGGGUGUCCCAGCGACGGCGACGUGGCGCGGAUGCCGUACCUGCAGGCGGUGGUGAAGGAGACGCUGAGGGCGCACCCGCCGGGGCCGCUGCUGAGCUGGGCGCGGCUGGCCACCGCCGACGUGGGGCUCGCCAACGGCAUGGUGGUGCCGGCGGGCACGACGGCGAUGGUGAACAUGUGGGCCAUCACCCACGACGGCGAGGUGUGGGCCGACCCGGAGGCGUUCGCGCCGGAGCGGUUCAUCCCGUCGGAGGGCGGCGCCGACGUCGACGUCCGCGGCGGCGACCUCCGCCUGGCGCCGUUCGGCGCCGGGCGCCGCGUCUGCCCCGGCAAGAACCUCGGCCUCGCCACCGUCACCCUCUGGGUCGCCCGCCUCGUCCACGCCUUCGACUGGUUCCUCCCCGACGGCUCGCCGCCGGUGUCCCUCGACGAGGUCCUCAAGCUCUCCCUCGAGAUGAAGACCCCUCUCGCCGCCGCCGCCACCCCCCGCCGCCGCCGCGCCGCCUGAUCUCGCCGACCACGUCUUACCUACGCUAAUUAAGCUUCGUUUUAGUCUCGUCUUCCUCCUUGAGCUUGCAAGAGACUAGGGUUUGAUGACGUCAUCCGAUGAUCGUGCUUAGUUCCAAUUUUGGCAGCUGCGUGUGUGGAGCUAAGCCACGAACAGAUAUAUAAUUAAUCUCAUAUAUAUAUAUGUAGAUGAUUAAUUAUGUAUGUAUGUAUGAAUGAAUGUAAUUAGGGCUUGAUUUGUGUGACGAACAUGUCGCGUCGUCAUCAUUUUGAUAAAUGGCUGGCUGUAGCUAGCUACCUCGCCCCCCAUUAUAUUUGUACCAGUUGAUGUAACGUGACGUAACGUAAUGUAAUGUAAUGUAAUGUAAUGUAAUGUUUGAUCAUGGAUUAAUUAAUUAUUACUAAUCAUGCCGUGUGAGCUUGUGA